Fibroporia radiculosa is the source of this 1434-nucleotide messenger RNA. RefSeq lists its product as uncharacterized. The record is from RefSeq and is a predicted model, not a curated record. NCBI's taxonomy places the organism in Eukaryota, Fungi, Basidiomycota, Agaricomycetes, Polyporales, Fibroporiaceae. Bases 1 to 1434 code for a protein of 477 amino acids. The transcript is spliced from 12 exons. Gene Ontology annotation, molecular function: monooxygenase activity; heme binding; oxidoreductase activity, acting on paired donors, with incorporation or reduction of molecular oxygen.
AUGCCCCCUUGUCCACCAGGCUUGCCCCUCCUUGGAAAUGUGCUCCAAGUACCGAAUAGAUCAUGGCUUCAGUUCGAGCAAUGGAAGACUAUGUAUGGCCCAAUAUUUUCCUUGAACAUGGCCGGUCAAAGCGUGAUCGUUCUUAAUACCCACAAAGUCGCAGAAGAUCUACUUGAUCGUCGAUCGAACAUAUACAGUGACAGACCCCGGUUCAUCAUGGCGUGCGAAAUUCUUACAGGAAAUUGUUUGAUGACAUUUAUCCCUUACGGCGACUUGUGGCGGAGACUUCGGCGCGCAGCCCACGCUGACUUCAAUUUUCGAGUAGUCGAUAAAUUUCAACCCAUACAGGCAAAGGAGGCGGCAUCCCUUGUGUUAGACAUGCUCAACGACCCUGACUCCUGGAUGGAACAUCUGAAGCGGUCAACCGCGUCCUGUGUAUUAUCCUCAGUAUACGGAUGGCAACGUCUCGGGAAGGACGACCCUGUGGUGGCAAAAAUUCACGCACACAUAUCUCGGCUAGGAAGCUCGGUCUUACCCGGCGCCUAUCUUGUCGAACUCUUCCCAUUUAUGAAGAAGUUCCCCAGCUGGAUAGCGAAAUGGAAACGUGAAGGAGAAGGAUGGCACAGGAAGGACACAGAAAUGUUCGAAGGCUUCAUAAAUGGUGUUUCGGAGAAGAUAGUGAGCUCCCCGCUGCUCGUGCCUCGGUACGACAUGUCACUCAUCGAAUUGACAAAGGCCACUGGCAGAGGGGGUUCCUCUUCUUCCACUUUCGUAGAAUCCCUCAUUGAAAAUCAAGCUAAAUACGGUCUGACGAAGAAGCAGACUGCAUGGCUUGCAGGCACUAUGUUCGGUGCUGGCGCUGAGACGACUGCGGCAUCUAUGAUCGUAUUUAUUCUUGCAAUGACCCUCUAUCCAAGUGUCAUGCGGAAAGCACAGGCAGAGAUUGACGCUGUGGUCGGGCGUGAUCGUGUGCCCAAUUUCAGAGACGAGCCGUCGCUACCAUACAUUCGCGCUAUUGUCAAGGAAACACUGCGAUGGAGGCCCGUUGGGCCGCUAGGCGUUCCUCGACGAACAUCAGCAGAAGACUGGUAUGAGGGCUACUACAUACCUAAAGGUGCGAUGAUCCUGCCCAACAUAUGGGCAAUGAACAGGGAUCCGACAAUCUUCCCUGACUUUGAUGAGUUCCGUCCGGAGCGCUUUCUAGACCCCUCCGGAACGAUAGGAGUGACGCCGCCCGAGACACAUAGUAUGGGCCACGUCACCUAUGGCUUCGGGAGACGCAUCUGUGCUGGAUACAACUUCGCAAAUAAGGAGAUGUUCAUCGACAUUGCGAUGUUGCUAUGGGCGCUGAACAUAGAGAAGGCAGUGGAUAUCCAUGGGGAAGAAAUUAUACCGGAUAGAAAUGAUAUCAACGAAGCCGGUGCAGUGGUGUAG